CAAUGGUAUCCUGUCCAGUCUCCACAGAAAUGUGAAUGCUACCCUCCACUUGCUUCCAUCAAAGAAAACGAGUUUCUUUCACCGAAACCAGAGUUAACUAGUUGACUUCCGCAUUUUCUUUUCAAUUUAAAUCAUUUCGCUUAUAAGACGUUUGUUUGCAGGAACAAGGUUAAUGAUUCAAAUCUCUGUGUUCAAGUUUCCAUCGUCUAUCUUUCAUAAACGCAUUUUCAACUAGAAAUCCAGUUCUUAAAAUCCCAAUUUCUUUGUCCAGAAACAAAGAAUCAAGUCCCAUUUUGAACCUUUUUGUUUAGGGUUCUUCAGAUUUCUGAUAUAAAUGAAGAAAGAGCAUUUGAUCUUGACGCUAUGCACACUUUUCGCCAUAGCAAUACCAUUGGUUCAAAGCAUUUCUGAAGGGCCAAAAGGAGUGGAAAAAUGGUUCAAAGAACUCCCACACAAGAAACAAAGGGUCACAAAGCUACAUUUCUACUUUCACGACACCACAACUGGACCGGGUCAAACUGCAUAUCAAGUAUUCGAGUCAAACAUCAGCUCGACCACAAUCACCCAAUUUGGUCGAACCUUCAUGUUUGACAACCCACUAACGGUUGAACCAGAUGCAAGGUCUAUGAGGAUUGGUAAGGGCCAAGGGUUCUUUGGUGCAGCAUCUUUUGAAGAACCACGGUUUCUUAUGAACUUGAACUUUGUGUUUACACAAGGGAAGUUCAAUGGUAGCACCCUACAGUUUCUUGGCACAAACCCGAUACUGAAUCGGGUUCGUGAAAUGUCUAUAGUUGGUGGGACAGGUGCUUUCAGGUUAGCACGUGGGAUCGCCACGGCUCAGACGUAUUUUCUUAAUGAUACGUCGUCUAUCGUUGAGUAUAAUCUUGUAGUGCUUCAUUAUUAAGCUUGCCGACUCGUUAUUUUUGUUCUUUUUUGUUUGGUAAUUUGUUGUAUACGACGAUGUGUUAGUAAAAAUAUGUAUGGGGGUGUCUUCCAUGCUUGUGUCCAAUUCAAGUCCAUGAAUAUAUUAUAUAUAAUAAUAUAUUGAAUGAGGUAUAACAUUUUUAUGUAAAUGUUUAAUCUUUGGUUUUUAUAUGUAUUAUCGUAGAUACGUUAUAUGUUUACAAAUAAAGGUGCUUGUUAUAUACAA
Molecule: messenger RNA, 1150 nt
Organism: Lactuca sativa (garden lettuce)
Lineage: Eukaryota; Viridiplantae; Streptophyta; Magnoliopsida; Asterales; Asteraceae
Product: dirigent protein 22
Source: RefSeq, a predicted model, not a curated record